Messenger RNA from Momordica charantia (bitter melon), 2394 nucleotides. Its product is annotated as protein IQ-DOMAIN 2. The record is from RefSeq and is a predicted model, not a curated record. Lineage: Eukaryota; Viridiplantae; Streptophyta; Magnoliopsida; Cucurbitales; Cucurbitaceae. Gene Ontology annotation, molecular function: protein binding.
ACGAAUCGUUGCUAUGUUGCAAUCAUUCCAAAGUUCUUCUUCAUUUUUGGUGAAAUGGAAUCUGUUGUUGCUGUUCGUGAUGAAGAUUGAAGAAGAAGAUGAUGAUGUUAUCUGAUUUGAUGUUCUGUAAAUAAUAUUCGAUCAGAAUUCGUAGGCCCCAUGUUUCCCCUGCGACCACCAAAAUCCGGAGACUCGAUAAUUUUCUAACCCUACAGUUGAAUUUUUUUGGUUUCUCUCUCAAGAUUUGGUCCACCUUCUUCCUCCCUAUCCCUCCGUUCUCCCUCUAGACGUAUUCUAAUUGUUUUUUUAAAGGAUAUCGUGAUCCAUUAGAGAAAGUUCCUCAUAGGUGUUGAAACGAUUGCUAGUUUCUUGUGGAUCUUCUUUAUUUCUGCCCUCGAGUCUUUCCCAUGGCGGGAAUGCUAUAAAUUUUGAACUUCGUUCGAUACGGCGAUCGUGUUUUUGGUUAAGAUUUUGCGGUUUUGAGAUGCGUGUGUUUCAUCGUUUAUUGAUUUUUUAAAACCAAAAAUUCCCCUAAAAUUUUGGUUUCUACGGGUGAAUCGCAAGGUCUCUUGAUUGUUUUGAUAGAGAGAAAGGAGACAUAUGAAAGGCUAGGAAAUGGGGAAGAAAGGGUGGUUUUCUACAGCGAGGAGGGUUCUCAGUCUCAGUUCUGAGAAGAAAGAUAAGAAACAAGACAAAUCCAAGAAAAAAUGGUUUCAAGAGGAAGAGCAAGAGAGUACGGAUGUGAUAUCCUUUUUGGAACAAUCCCCAUCGGAUGUUCCUGUACAACCUCCUCUUAUAGAAGAUGAUGUCAAACAAACCCAACCAAAGAAUGAACGAAGCGUGUUCGAACGCUCCGAGGAUGUGGAGCCUGCUGUCAGUGCAGCUCAGCCGGAUGGGGAGGUUGAACGUUCACCUAGUAUUAUCUCCUGUCACCCAGAAAUGUCGGAGGAAGAUGCAGCUAUUAUGAUUCAAACUGCUUUUCGUGGAUAUACGGCAAGGAGAGCAUUGAGGGCUCUGAAAGCGUUGAUGAGACUGAAGUCAUUGGUACAAGGGCAGUCUGUCAAACGGCAAGUGGCUUCUUCUUUAAAAUCCAUGCAGACCCUUUCCCAUGUACAGUCAGAGAUUCGUGCUAGGAGAAUUAGAAUGUCAGAAGAAAAUCAGGCUCUUCAGCGGCAACUUCGUCUUAGACGCGAAAAAGAGCUUGAGAAGUUAAAACCUACAGCUAUGGACGAGGACUGGAACCAUAGCACCCAAUCUAAAGCACAAGUUGAAGCUAAACUAUUGAACAAGCAAGAAGCUGCACUAAGAAGAGAAAGGGCUCUGGCUUAUUCUUACUCUCAUCAGCAAACAUGGAAAAAUUCUUCUAAAACUGCAACCGACCCAAACAAUCCCCACUGGGGUUGGAGUUGGUUGGAGAGGUGGAUGGCAGCUCGUCCGUGGGAAACUCGAAGCAUCACUGAUCACCAAGAUAACGUCUCUGUCACGAGUAUGGCAACUCGUGCAUCUGUGGUCGACAUAAUCGAAGUUUAUGGUCGUCGUGAUCAGAACCUUGCAGCCCAGUCUUCCCCAAGGACUCCUACUAGCCAUAAGUCAAGCCAACUGCUUAGGCAACGGCCACCUUCAACUCUGAAGGCAUCAUCUUCAUCUGGCAGACAGAAAACAAAUUCGGCCAACCUGGGAUUAGGUAGCUGGGGCGGUGAUGAUGACUUGAGAAGCAUAGCGAGUGACAAGGCAAAGCUCUCCCGGAGGCAUACUAUUGCAGGGUCAUCGUUCAGGGACGACAAGAUCCUUGUCAGUUUACCUUCAGUUACAAGUUACACGAAUAUAUCGAAGGCUGUGAAGACUCGGUCCCGGUUGGCAAGUUCAUCUGGAGCAGAGAAGAAAGGCAGUACAUUUGAAAAAGGGUCUGCAAGUGCAAAUUCUGUAAAGAAGCGGCUCUCAUUUACCACUUCCCCCGCUAAACCAAGAAGGCUAUCAAGUCCUCCAAUUGUGAAUGCUUAGCCAAGAACAUUAAAAGAUGUGAAAGUUAGCAGCAGAGAGAGUGGUAAUAUCAAAAGGAAAGGAGGAAACAAAUUGAUUGAUCAUCGAGUUCGUCAAGUUCAUCGAUUCGACUAACAAUCCAUACUUUCACCAUCUGGUUUCUGGAACAGCUUCUACUUCCCCAUGUGAGUGAGCAAAUAUAUAUGCUUUUUUGCGAGCACCGAGCAUCGGUUUUUCGAGUGUCUUUCUUUAACUCUAUACCAUUGCUCUUCAUGAAAUUCUUGUUUGUAUAUAAUACUAAUAAGAUGUGAUUCUGGUGGCAUUUAUCUAUUGAAACCAUUUGUAAAUCUGUUUAUGAUAUUGUGAGUGAGGAUUCUUCUGGGUUUUGUUUUAAGAAUAGUUAUUUUGACUGUU